This is a messenger RNA of Paramecium pentaurelia, 1410 nucleotides long. The record is from the annotation of a GenBank genome assembly. NCBI's taxonomy places the organism in Eukaryota, Ciliophora, Oligohymenophorea, Peniculida, Parameciidae.
AUGAGCAAUUUAAAUUAAAACCAUUGCGUUCAUCACAAUAGAGAAUUAACAUAUUUCUGUGAAUCAUGCGAAGAACCAAUCUGCAAGCUUUGUACUACUUUAGGACCACAUAAUUACACUGUAAGAGAAUAAGGAAUGAAUUUAGUUACAUCGAAUUAAUUCAUUAUAAGAAGCGUUUAAGAUGAGAGUUGAACAUAUAAAAUAAGAAAUAUUGCAUAAUAUUUUACCAAAGAGAGAUGAAAUAUUUGCUUAGAUAAAUAGAAUUGAAUACAGAAUUUAAGAGAUUAAAUAUGUUAAAAAUAUUAUUGAGCGAGAUUGCAGAGCUGAAAUGAAUGGAAUAGAAGAUCGUUUAAAUUAAGCUGAAUCAAUGAAAUAAACAAUUCUUUAACAUUAAAUAUCAGUGAUAUAAUAGUAAGUAUUAUUGAAUAUCUGAUUUUAGGGAUUUAGAUGAGAUGAAUGAUUUGGCAAUUUAAUUUUUUAAUUUGACAAAAAAGAAUGAUUACCUUGAAUUUUUAUUUGAUAGUUAGAGUCUAUUGGAUAGAAUUGAAUUUUUGAUUGCAAAACCAUAUAAUAAAGGAUUAGAUGAGAUUCCAGAUGAUUUACCUAGAGAAUUAACUGAUUUAAGAUUACUAUUCGGUAAGAUGGAGGGAUAAUAAUAAUUGCUUGAGAUUCUAAAUGAGAUUAUAUGGAGAAUGAUAAAUGAGAGAAAACAUGAAGAGGAAUUAUCAUAAUAAAUAUUAAAUAGACAUUCAGAAAAUGAAAUUAAAGAAUGGUAAAAGUUGGUGGAAUUCUUUACUGAAUAAUUGAAAGAAUCAGAAAUGAUAUGUUAUUUUUGCAAUGAACCAUUAGAUAUAAAAACAAUAAAUAAAAAAUGUAAGAAAAAUAAGGAUGAUAUUCCUGAUAAUUGUAAAAAAGUGAGUUUUAUUUUAGUUAUUGGAUAUACAGUUGAAAAACCAACAGAUUAAUAGAUAGGAACCAAGAGACAUUUUUAUGGACAUGCUGUUAUAUAAGCUAAAAUGCCUAAAUUAUAGGAAGAAAAAAAGAAAUUACCUAGUGCAGUGAUUAUUGAAGGAAUUAUGUCUAAGAUAAAAGUAAGAAUGCAAGAUAAAUAAGUUAAAUUAUUAGAAAUCUUUUAAGAACAUGAUAAUGAUAAGAAUGGUACUAUAUAUAAUAAUAAUUUUAGGUUAUGUAAAUGAAAUAAUAUUCAAUUAUAUUAUGCAAGAACAUUUGUAAUUGAUUGAUGAAGAGAUUGAAAAUAUUGUAAUGUUUAUGGAUUGUAAAAGUGAUAUUAAUUACAAUAUAUUUUUUAAUAUGUUGAAAAGUUCAAAUUUGAUUUAAAAAAUGGAAAGUGAUUUAAUAUAAAAAUAUAGGCCUCCAAAGAGUAAAAAAAGAACACCAUCCUAAAAUUGA